AUGGCGGAUUCGGGCGAGGUGGACCUAGAUUCUAUCAUCGACCGACUGCUCGAAGUCAGAGGCAGCAGACCUGGGAAACAGGUACAGCUUCUUGAAGCCGAGAUUCGUCAUUUGUGCCAGAAGGCCCGCGAGAUCUUCAUAUCUCAGCCCAUACUCCUUGAGCUCGAGGCUCCUAUUAAGAUAUGCGGUGACAUUCACGGCCAAUACUACGAUCUGCUUCGUCUGUUUGAAUACGGGGGCUUUCCGCCCGAGGCCAACUACCUCUUCUUGGGUGAUUACGUGGAUCGAGGGAAGCAGUCACUAGAGACUAUCUGUUUGCUUUUAGCCUACAAAAUCAAGUAUCCAGAGAACUUUUUCAUCCUCAGAGGCAACCACGAAUGCGCUUCGAUCAAUCGCAUCUACGGCUUCUACGAUGAAUGUAAGAGGCGGUACAAUAUCAAAUUGUGGAAGACUUUCACAGACUGUUUCAACUGUCUCCCAAUCGCCGCUAUAAUCGACGAAAAGAUCUUCACUAUGCAUGGUGGAUUGAGCCCAGAUUUGAAUUCGAUGGAGCAGAUCAGGCGUGUAAUGCGUCCAACAGAUAUUCCCGAUUGCGGCCUUCUCUGCGAUUUGUUAUGGUCGGAUCCCGACAAAGACAUAACUGGAUGGAGCGAGAACGACCGAGGAGUCUCCUUUACGUUUGGUCCUGACGUCGUGUCACGAUUUCUCCAAAAACAUGACAUGGAUCUCAUAUGCCGUGCACAUCAAGUCGUCGAGGAUGGCUACGAAUUCUUCUCCAAACGACAGCUUGUUACAUUGUUCAGUGCGCCAAAUUAUUGCGGCGAAUUUGACAACGCUGGCGCGAUGAUGAGCGUUGACGAAAGUUUGUUGUGCUCAUUUCAGAUAUUGAAGCCUGCUGAGAAGAAACAAAAGUACGUCUAUGAUGGCAUGAAUACCGGCCGCCCCGUUACUCCUCCAAGGAAGCAGAAAAAGAAGUAA
Molecule: messenger RNA, 978 nt
Organism: Bacidia gigantensis
Lineage: Eukaryota; Fungi; Ascomycota; Lecanoromycetes; Lecanorales; Ramalinaceae
Exons: 4
Coding region: 1-978 (325 amino acids)
Cellular component (GO): cytoplasm; nucleus
Molecular function (GO): protein serine/threonine phosphatase activity
Source: RefSeq, a predicted model, not a curated record